Molecule: messenger RNA, 942 nt
Organism: Suillus clintonianus
Lineage: Eukaryota; Fungi; Basidiomycota; Agaricomycetes; Boletales; Suillaceae
Exons: 1
Coding region: 51-680 (209 amino acids)
Source: RefSeq, a predicted model, not a curated record
UUACAUUGAUACACACCAAUAUAGUUCCGGGCCCCACCCGGUUGGUAUCAAUGGGUGACACGGAGCCAACCCGUGAAUCCCAUCUAACCGCGGCUGCCAUCAUAGGAGGGACCGUCGUAGCAGCCAUGCUUCUCGCCCUCCUACUAAAUUUCGUCGUAGUGCGGUUCUAUCGCAGAAAACAGAAACUUGCUAUAACCCCUUUCAACCUCCCUUCAACUGCGGAACCAACACGGGUUGAACCACCACAGGUAUGGAUCGAGCUCCAGAGCACCAGCAACUUUGGCAUUGGCGUUUGUCUGGCUUCGAGCAGCAGACGCUCGUCCACCGUUCAACUUGAACAUCCCGAUCCAUGUCUCGUGCAGGAUGGAUCCCCGUGCGUCCCGUCCGGUGUCCGCGUCGAUCCCAUCCCAUCACCACUACUUCCGCUGCCUAAUGAUACUAAUGACAAUAAAAACGACGCAUCUACGUCCACCGCUGCAAGACGCCAACGAUCCCACGAGCUCUCAAAGCUAUAUCCAUCUCCAUCUCCAUCUCCAUCUCGGAUCCGAGCUCAGCAUCAUCGCCAUAUUGGACUCGGACUCAGUGUAGAUAGCUGGGUAGAGCUUGAAGUCAUGGGUGCAGGUGAUCAUCAUGAUGAUUGUUCCCGAGAACCGAGUGAAGAGCUACCGGCUUAUACUUAGUUGGUUGGAAUAUGUAAGGAGCAGAGAUCCAGACCACGAUGUCCAUUCCUAGUUCUGUUUCUUCUCUCUCAUAGACCCUUUCAUAGACACUCUCAUGGACGAUGCAUUGGUAAUCGUGAUCAGGAUCACGGACGAUGAUGGUAAUACACAGUGUUAAUCUGUAUCUUGUAUUUUGUAUCUUUCUCGAGGUCACGGUCGGACUAUGUACUAGCAGCACCCCUCCCCUUGUAGUUGUAGUAAAUUCAUAUGUCCGCUAACCCCU